Messenger RNA from Marmota monax (woodchuck), 2754 nucleotides. It is a transcript of the gene Tnfrsf9, whose product is annotated as TNF receptor superfamily member 9. Lineage: Eukaryota; Metazoa; Chordata; Mammalia; Rodentia; Sciuridae. The transcript is spliced from 8 exons. Gene Ontology annotation, molecular function: signaling receptor activity; cytokine binding. Gene Ontology annotation, biological process: negative regulation of cell population proliferation; apoptotic process. The record is from RefSeq and is a predicted model, not a curated record. Gene Ontology annotation, cellular component: external side of plasma membrane. Bases 580 to 1446 code for a protein of 288 amino acids.
GCUCUCUUUUGUAUGAUGCUGCCCAAUGAUAACAGGGGUAAUACCCGCUCCACCGGCCCUGCAGGACUGCGCAGGCUCCCCAAGGCUCGGGUCUGUGCCACUGCACCAGCUGCACACCCGGCAAUGGCCAGAGCAGCACCCUAGUAGGGAGUCAAGGUCCUGCGUGGAGCAAAACCCUGUCUUCAGAAGUCGGUUUCAUCCCUCCCAUCUUGACUACUUUAAGGACACACUGAAAGCUUUGACAUAAGUCACUGCUUUAAGUGGCAAGAUCCUUUUCCUAAAGUCAUUUGGGAAAUGUCCUAGCAGUAGAAGCCACUUCCAAGAAAUGGUCUGAAGUGCCAUAGUCAAGAAGGGACAGGGGCUCUGGGGAUUUUGAGGUCAGCACACAAAUGAGCCCUAUCGGAGCUGUGGUGGGGACUUCCCAAGAAGCUCCGCCUGGCUGAGUCACCCUGUUGUUUGACCUGCAGUCCUCCCAAGCUGCAGCACUUGGCUGCCGUACCCAAGAGUGGAAAGUUCUCUGCUCCUCUGAGAUCACAAGAAUUCUUUUGGAAUUUACUAUGCUAGCAUAGCAUCAGCUCCAUGCAGGAUUCCAUCAUGAGGAAUGGCUAUUACAACGUGGUGGCAACUGUGCUGUUGGUCAUGAAUUUUGAGAGAACGAGAUCAGUGCAAGAUCUUUGUGGCAUCUGUCCAGCUGGUACUUUCUGUGGAAAAAGCAAGAAUCAGACUUGCAUUCCCUGUCCUUCCAACAGCUAUUCCAGCACAGGCGGACAGAGAGCCUGCAACAUAUGCACGAAGUGUGAAGGUUACCACAGGGUCAAGAAGCCGUGCUCCUUCACCAGCGACACAGAGUGUGACUGCAUCUCAGGAUUCCACUGCUUGGGGGCAGGAUGUGCCAUGUGUGACCCAGAUUGUAAACCAGGCCAGGAACUGACAGCAGACGGUUGUAAAGACUGUAGUCCUGGGACAUUCAACGAUCAGGAAGGUGGUGUCUGUAGACCCUGGACAAACUGUUCACUGGAUGGAAAAUCAGUACGUGAGAAGGGGACGAAGGACAGCGAUGUGGUCUGUGGACCUGCUCUGCCCGACAUCUCUCCAGGGCGCUCUGCGCAGGUCCUCACCUUCUUCCUGGCGCUGACCUCGGCCGCCGUGGUGUUCCUGCUGAUCUUCCUCGUGCUCCGGCUCUCCAUGGUCAAGUGGAGCAGGAAGAAGUUCCUGUAUAUAUUCAAACAACAUUCUUGGAAGAAACUGAUUUUGACCAAUUCAUCAAAGGAGCCGACUACAAAAUAUGAUUCUUCCCUUGAACUGGUGUCUAUGGAGGUGUCUGCCCUGCCCCAGGAACUGUGUGAAGACACAAAGGCACAGGGACUUCCUGACAAGGGGCCAGGCAACAUCAACCUGAGCAGAGCCGCAUUGGGGAACAGAGUUUCUUCACUGGACACAACAUAACUGAGGACCUACUGUGUGCCAGGAAGAGGACUGCAAGCUGCCCUCCUGUGCUUAUGGGCUGGUCCAGGUGGUACCGCCGCUCAGCCCUGUGUACCUGGAGGGGCAGCUGUUCCGGGCUAGAGGGUGGGGAGGGAGUGCUUCCUGGGGAGGCUGAGGAAAGGACGUGCUGGGCAGGGGCUCCCAGAAGGAGCCAAGGGCCAAGCAAGAGGGAGAAGGCUGGGGCUGGGGCCGGAGAAGAGAAGAAGGAAGUGGCGGCUGGAGAGGGAGGGGAUCCAGAUUUUCUAAGUCAAGCUGAGCAACUUGGAUCUCACCCUGUGGACACGGGGGAGCCGGAGAAGGGGUGGCUCAGGCCGGCGUUUCAGAACGCUCCCUACCGCAGUGGAAGAAGUUAGAGGCAAGACCAGGUCUGCAGCGGGUGAGGAGGCUGCUCAGGAACCCAGGGCGGGGCGGCAGCCUGAGGACAGAGUGGGAGCUGGGCAAGCCUCAUCUGGGGGCUGGGGGCAACACCCUGGUUUCUGGUUCAGGCAUCUGGGAGGACAGAGGAACCCUUAGCAGAGCCACAGAGCCCUGGAGGGGGAGCACGGGGGUCAGGAGAAGCUGGCUAGCGGCAGCACUGGACUCGGGUUUCCCCAGCGGAGGGCAUGUGAGCCACAGCAGAGCCAGAGGGCACCUCAUGGCAGGCCGGGACGGCAGCGGCAUCCCAGUGCCCCUGGCAGGGUCUCUGGGCUCCAGCAGAUGAGUGUGGCCACAGGACAGCCAAAGGCUGGGAAGAGUCUGGAGCAGUGACCACAGAGUGUGCACUGGCUUCAGCCACAAAGCGGUGGCUUGGAAGGGGCCUGAGAAGUGCCAGCCUGGAGAGCUAGACUUCUGUGACCCAGAAGCCCACAAGGAGCCCCCUGGGAGGUGACAGGGUGGUGAGAGUGGGUGUCCUCAUACCUUUCAAAAGCUGUGAGUGAAAGAGAUGGGGAGGGAACGACAGGACCAUGUGGGGUCUCAGGCAGGGUCAUCAGAUGGGUGCAGUCACCAGUGAAAGCUGAGCUUCAGGUGAACAAGGAAUCGUUCCUCAGUGUAAGUGCGUCCUGUGCGACACUGAGGACAGGCUUCUACUACAAAGUGUCUAUCUGAGAUCCAGAUGUGACCGCACACCCUGCACUCUUAUUUGCUGAAUGUGGUCAACCCAGUGAAGGGAGUCCUCGGUUCUCUUAACGGGGAGGUUUGAAGAAGGCUGAACGCAGAUAUUAUGGGGGGUCCAGGCGCAAGGAGGGGGCAGCUGCCUGAGAGGACGGGAGCGCUCAGGGGAAGCGGGUG